Messenger RNA from Fusarium keratoplasticum, 792 nucleotides. RefSeq lists its product as uncharacterized. The record is from RefSeq and is a predicted model, not a curated record. NCBI's taxonomy places the organism in Eukaryota, Fungi, Ascomycota, Sordariomycetes, Hypocreales, Nectriaceae. Bases 1 to 792 code for a protein of 263 amino acids. The transcript has 2 exons.
AUGAGUGGUGAAGCCGGCCUCAAAUGCUUGCAAUGGCUAAUCAGGGGCACGCAGUUGGGUUCAUCCCUCCUGAUCCUCGCCGUUUAUUCGUAUUUCCUUGCAACUCUAGCCGCACAUGACUUUGACAUCAACACAAGGAUCCGUGCCGUCGAAGGCAUAUCUGGCAGCGCCGUCCUGUAUGGGAUCCUAGGGCUACUUCUGGUCUGCUGCAUCGGUGGUAUCCCCAUCGCGUCUCUCAUUGCAAUUAUCCUCGACACCAGCUUCCUUGCCUGCUUCAUAUAUGCAGCGGUUGCUAACAAGCACGGCGCGGGCAAUUGCAAAGGCGAGGUCGAUACCCCAUAUGGACUCGGAUUGGCAAAAUCUAGGGUCAAAGGGAAGAGGGGUUCUAUAGCACUGCCAACUUAUCGAGUCGCAUGCCAGCUGCAAACUGCCUGCCUAGCUGCAGCUAUCAUUUCUGUUGUCCUUUUUUUCAUUUCCAUCAUCAUCGAUAUCGCGCUGUCGCGUGGUCAUUAUGCCCAACAUCGACUCGAGAACAAAGACUAUGGAUACGGCGAGCGAAGGGUCUUUUUGAACCGCAGGUCAGAGCCUAGGCCCUGGGGUGCGGCUCCGGAUGAUCUCCCGGCACAUACACAGCCGGAUGACAUUGAUCUUCGCCCACGCGACAGCUUAAGUAGCCAUGCGGGCGGAGGGCGCGAAGGAAUAUUGGAUGACCAAGGGAGUCAUUACUAUCCGGAUGAUAACUCUGAUCGGACCCGACGGUCUAGGCAUCUAGAACCACCAUAUCCUAUUUAG